Messenger RNA from Mycena citricolor, 1137 nucleotides. NCBI's taxonomy places the organism in Eukaryota, Fungi, Basidiomycota, Agaricomycetes, Agaricales, Mycenaceae. The record is from the annotation of a GenBank genome assembly.
GCUCUUGCCGGCCCUGAACCGAAUCGUCGACCCAGAUUACCUCCCCUACGAUGCGGAUAUUCUCCUUGCGGAUGGGCGAAGCUCCGCGAUCGUGGAGACCGUGGUCCACAUAGAUUCUUCCAGACAGACGCAUCAUCAUGGUCGACGUGAGUGGGCUGUGCUCGAGUCCUCGAAAAUGGUUGCAUCAUUUCGACAAGUGUGUGACGAUCUCUUGCUUUGGUGCACGUAUGGUCUGCAACCAACCCAUCGCCCAGCGUCGAUUCUCAGAGCGUGAAAUCGGUCAUUUUCUGCGCCUCGCUGGUCGGGUACGAUGCACCACUCCACGAUGCGGGCGGCGGCAGGACGCGUCUGCAUCAGUCGCUGAUGAUGUUCUCUGAACACGUCAACUCCCUCUGGCUUCGCCGAUCGAAUAUUAUUCUUUUCCUGAACAAUCUACAUGAAUUUGAGCGGAAGCUCGCCAAGGCGAGUUGACGUGCCUGUGCCACCUGCAGUGUCUGAUGCUCGAACAGUCCCCAGUAAAGCAAUACUUCCCAGACUACGCGGGCGGUCCCGGGGCGGCUGAAGCCGCCAGCUUCAUCCAGAGUCUGUUCGAGAAGGAGAACCACGCAGGCCUGCCUCUUACUUCCCAGUGCGUUGCCGUAACCCUGACCCUGUAAAGAACCAAGUGGAUGUUUGAUAUUUACUCACUUUGCAGUAUGACGGAAGCGGCAGACCCAGACAAUCUGCGGUCGACGUUCGCUCUGGUGCAGCGAUCAGUCUGUACCGCGACCAUGCAUGUUAUCACCGAAGUUGGGUAGAAGUACCCUUGUUACGAUAAUAAUAUAGAACCGCAGCUGAAGUAUUCAUUCUCCGGUCCGUGGCUCCCCAUCCGACACAGCUGGAUCUCCGACGCGGUCCAUGCGCCCAAGUCGACGUCCGCUGACCGCGCUUCCGCAUUGAUAUUCGCAGUGCGCCCUUCCGGGGAUGCAAGCGCGAAGACUUCCUGGUAGGAGAACCACUUGGGGGAGCGUCGGGGCCGGCGGUGGCUUGCAUUGAUGAGAGUGCAAUGAAGCUGCAAGUUGCAAGAUGCAUUCAUAUAUAUGAGUUAUUGACGCAACGGAAGGACGGAACUCACGAGCACGGGCCGGGUCUCAUGAA